This is a messenger RNA of Fusarium falciforme, 894 nucleotides long. RefSeq lists its product as hypothetical. Lineage: Eukaryota; Fungi; Ascomycota; Sordariomycetes; Hypocreales; Nectriaceae. The transcript is spliced from 2 exons. The coding region runs from base 1 to 894 and encodes 297 amino acids. The record is from RefSeq and is a predicted model, not a curated record.
AUGCUCUUUUUCGUCAGCCGUACCAUCUCCUCACGUGGCGCAGCCUGCACCAAAAAGUUCCCGUCGGAGACGAGAAAAGUCCGCAGCAAUUCACCUCACACGACCAGCAUGGCCGAAGUCUUCGGCACCGUGACUGGCGCUUUGAGCGUGGCGGCCUUGUUCAACAACUGCGUCGACUGCUUCGAGUACAUCCAACUGAGCCGCCAUUUCGGUCGAGACUUCGAACGCUGCCAACUGAAACUCGACAUCGCCAAGAUCCGAUUGAGUAGAUGGGGCAAAGCAGUCGCGAUCAACGACGACCCACGCUUUGCCACCGACGCGCCUGACGACAGAGAUUCACGACAGGUCCAAGCGAUCCUGGAAGAGAUCGAACUGCUCUUCCAGACCGUACAGAAGUCAUCGAAGCGGUACGAGAUCGAUGCCAGGAAAGAUGAUUUGAAGCGAACGGGUUUGUUAGCGAAGGCGGCGUGGGCGCUGUACGACGGCAAGAACUUUGACAGGCUGGUAGAACAGAUCACGGGAUUUGUGGAUGAUCUAGAGAAGCUGUUUCCUGUGGAUACCACGCGUCGUAAGCUCGUGGAGCUAGAAAUUGAGGAGGUGGACGAUGAGCCGAGCUUGAUGGCUCUGCAGGACGCUGCUGCCGGUACCGAUAGUGUCUUGUCCGAGGCCGUUACGGAGAAGAUUGAAGGAAUCGCAGGGAGAAACUAUGCAAAGGACAUCAACAGCGAAGGGAUGGCGAGGGUGCGAGUCGGGAACGAGUGGAGCGAGACUGCCUUUGCUCGUGGCACGGGUAUCGCGGAUCGGACCGCGAACCUAGCCGAUUCUGUCGCGGCGAAGGGUACGUCCGCGGUACACAUCGGGAACCAGUAUGGCGGACGGGGCAUCUUUAAUUAG